AUGCACAGCACCUCGACUUCUGUUUCUCUAUCUUCUUCUUCUUCUUCUUCUUUUUCUUCUUGGAUGAGGAAAGUGACAGUUGAAAAAAGUUGCCUUGUGCCGAGAAACUCUUCUGCGCGUUCUCCCUUUCGUCGUGGCAACAUUGGCGUCGGUGUUCAACGAUGCGCAACGCCAACGAGAAUAUAUGCCGCUUCAACGACCAAACCGGAUUAUUCGUCGCCAGAUUUUGAGCUCGCGCACGCUCCGAUUGAGAAACAACUUUUACCAAACGGUCCGUGGAAAGUCAUCCCAAACGCCGGCGUCACCGCGCCGGAAGGGUUUCAAGUUUCAGCCUACAAAGCUGGUUUAAGAAAAUCAGGCACUAGAGCAGAUUGCGCUUUGAUCGUUGCCGACGAAUCGUGCUCGUGCGCUGGAGUGUUCACGCUGAAUGCCGUGUGUGCAGCGCCGGUGCAGUUUUGUAAAAAACAAUUGGAGGUGAAAUCGACUUCGAGAGCUAUUUUGAUCAACGCAGGACAAGCGAACGCGGCGACUGGUGUUCUUGGCGACGAGGAUGCCAUGACGUGCGCCAAAGCGGUCUCUGACGUCACCGGACUCGAUUCUUCGGAUGUUUUACUCAUGUCAACUGGCGUUAUCGGUCGCAGAAUUAAAAUGGAUAAAUUUGUACCGGCAAUCCAAGCGUUGGGAGAACAUCUCGAACGAUCCGACGCGGCGUCCAUGGCGGCUGCUACAUCCAUCUGCACGACGGACGUUGUUCGAAAAACGCUCGCCAUUGAAGUGGACAUCAAUGGAACGAAGGUGAAAUUCGGAGGCAUGUCGAAAGGGAGUGGGAUGAUUCACCCCAACAUGGGCACGAUGCUCGCGGUGGUCACCUCGGACGCCAACGUUUCGCCGGAUGUUUGGACGAAAAUGGUCAAGCGCGUGGGGACAAAAAGUUUUAAUCAGAUUUCUGUCGACGGCGAUACGUCUACAAACGAUUCACUCGUUUGUUUUGCUUCCGGUAGAAGUGGCAUGAAGCAAAUAACCGAUGAAAAUUCCCCAGAGGCGAAACAGGUUGAGGAAGCGCUCAAUGCUAUCAACUUGGGUUUGGCUAAAGCAAUUGCGUGGGACGGCGAAGGCGCCACGUGCCUUUUUGAAACGAAUGUCAAGGGCGCAAAAGAUGACGAGGACGCACGCACCAUAGCAAGAAGUGUAAUUUGCUCGUCUCUUUUGAAAGCGGCUAUAUUUGGCCACGAUCCGAACUGGGGAAGAAUUGCCUGUGCGGCGGGCUACGCCAAGACGAAGUCUGCUUUGGAUCAAAAUCGUCUGAACAUAGCAAUGGGAGGCAUUACGCUGAUGAAAGAUGGACAACCGGUAGACUUUGACGAAAAAAAAGCGUCGACGUAUUUGAAGGAAACGACGUCGAAGCACGGUACCGUAGUUGUUGACAUUGAAGUUGGAAAUGGAAGCGGCUACGGACAAGCCUGGGGUUGCGAUUUGUCUUACGAUUACGUCAAGAUUAACGCUGAGUAUACGACCUAA
This is a messenger RNA of Bathycoccus prasinos, 1518 nucleotides long. RefSeq names its product bifunctional ornithine acetyltransferase/N-acetylglutamate synthase protein. The transcript has a single exon. The record is from RefSeq and is a predicted model, not a curated record. Gene Ontology annotation, molecular function: L-glutamate N-acetyltransferase activity, acting on acetyl-L-ornithine as donor; L-glutamate N-acetyltransferase activity, acting on acetyl-CoA as donor. Lineage: Eukaryota; Viridiplantae; Chlorophyta; Mamiellophyceae; Mamiellales; Bathycoccaceae. Gene Ontology annotation, biological process: L-arginine biosynthetic process; L-ornithine biosynthetic process. The coding region runs from base 1 to 1518 and encodes 505 amino acids.